CCAAAACCAAAACAGAACAAAAAUAAACAAUCAUAAGGCGAGUAAUCAUGCCUCAAACCACCACCGUGAUCUUCAUCCUAGCCACAUUGUUAGUGGCCGCUACGGUUGUUUCAGGACAGACACCACAUAGUCCGGUGGCUCCUAGUCCUUUAAUAAACGAAGCUCUGAACUGUGCAGCAGGGUUGACUGUUUGUUUGCCGGCGUUUGCUCCGGGAGGAACUCCGUCCCAGGAAUGUUGUACCGCCAUAGAGACGGCGGUUAAAACGCAGCUAUCGUGUCUUUGCGGCUUUAUCAAGGCCCCAGUGUUGGUGGUCCCUUUCAAUAUCACUGCCUUCAAUGCUCUUAUCUCCAAGAAUUGUGGAAUCAAUACAGAUACCAACUUGUGUUCAGAAACUACUGCUCAAGCUCCAUUGCCGCAUACGACGGCACCACCUCCAGGUGCACCCAAACCUGACAAGGCUACUGCAAGCAAACUCGCAGAAACUGGUUUGGUCGGAAUCGUCUUGAUCAUGAUCUCUGUGAUAUUUUAUUAACAUAUCCAUGUAAAGCUAAAAUUGGUUUGGUUCGAUUUGAUGGCUUUGUAUGUUAAUUUGUUUUAUUCAAAAUUACG
This is a messenger RNA of Raphanus sativus (radish), 610 nucleotides long. RefSeq names its product non-specific lipid transfer protein GPI-anchored 24. The transcript is spliced from 3 exons. NCBI's taxonomy places the organism in Eukaryota, Viridiplantae, Streptophyta, Magnoliopsida, Brassicales, Brassicaceae. The record is from RefSeq and is a predicted model, not a curated record. Bases 48 to 533 code for a protein of 161 amino acids.